Messenger RNA from Lathyrus sativus (Indian pea), 414 nucleotides. The record is from the annotation of a GenBank genome assembly. NCBI's taxonomy places the organism in Eukaryota, Viridiplantae, Streptophyta, Magnoliopsida, Fabales, Fabaceae.
AUGUCUGGAAUGGCCAUUUUUGAUACUAUGCAAGUUGUAGAAGCACAAGUACAUACAAUAUGCAUGGGAUUAGCCGCUUCAAUGGCAUCUCUUAUUUUGGCAGGAGGCGGAAUUACCAAACGUCUAGCAUUUCCUCACGCUUGGGUAAUGAUCCAUCAACCUCAUAGUGCCCCUUAUGAGGGACCAUCAGGAGAAUGUAUGCUGGAAGCAGAUGAAAUGGUGAUACUUCGAGAAACAAUAACAGCUAUUUAUUCGCAAAGAACACGCAAACCGGUAUGGCAGAUAUCUAAAGACCUGGAAAGGGAUCAUUUUAUGUCACCCGAAGAAGCCCAAGCCUACGGAAUUAUUGAUUCCGUAUCAGAUUCUUUGCCUACGGAAGCAAUUUUUGAUUCCGGAGCAGAUUCUUUUUUUUAA